Molecule: messenger RNA, 2031 nt
Organism: Zeugodacus cucurbitae (melon fly)
Lineage: Eukaryota; Metazoa; Arthropoda; Insecta; Diptera; Tephritidae
Product: short-chain dehydrogenase/reductase family 16C member 6
Exons: 6
Coding region: 322-1860 (512 amino acids)
Cellular component (GO): lipid droplet
Molecular function (GO): oxidoreductase activity, acting on the CH-OH group of donors, NAD or NADP as acceptor
Source: RefSeq, a predicted model, not a curated record
UCGCACUCAAUAUAUCUUUAUUUUAUAAAAAUCGAAAAAAUUUCGAAGCAACAUUAAGUUUUUUGGUAAAUAAUUUAACUGUUUCAAUUUUUCAUAAGUCUUAGUAAAUUAUUACAGUCAAAAUCAUAAAAAAUUCGCACUAUUGGACUGGUUAUAUGAUUUAGAAACAUUCAUAUACAUAUAUACAAAUAAAUAUUCAAAUUCGAAAUUUCGCGAACUUUCUAAAUUAUUGCAAUUUUGCAUAUGAGUGCAGUUUAUAGUGCAUAGUAAAAAUUAUUUCCGUUAGCGAAAGUACGCUAAACCUAGCCACAGUUGGGAAUAAUGUUCACCGGUACUAUGGACUUGGACUCCAAUCGAAGGGAAGGAUUUAGUUUGUCAAAGGAUAAAUUUAAAAAUAAAUACAGCACUAUCUCAAUAGCAAAACGAUUUCCGAAUAAUUACUCAAACGUUCCGGAUCAUAUUGAAUUUUCAUCCAGCGAUAAUCCAAUACUCGCAGAACGAACCAAUGGGCUCUACCUUAACUGUGCAAAUUCCAAAAAUGGGGUAUAUUACUCCUGUAUAGCGGAUACUGAGCUUCGAUUAGCUAGUAUGCGGAUUUUCGCCACGAUUAUGCUGAAUGCCUGGCGUCGCCGUCGCGAGGAUGUGAAACGUUUAUUGUUGAAAGUAGAAGACCUCAAAAAAGGAUCACAAAAAGCCAAAAAUCAGAUUCAUGUUUACAACACACUGUUUCGGGUCGAACAGAAGCGAAAUGAUGAACUCACUUGUCAACUCAAAUGUUCAUUAGAGAGCGUUAUGCAGGCAAAGUCUUCUUGUGAAAACCUUAAUACCAAUGUGAUUAGUUUAAGGGCGGAACGUGUACUUCUUGAGCAAGAUUUGACAAACAAAAUCAGAGAACUUGAGGCACUUACUGACAUACUAAACCAAACCAAAGAACAACUAUUCCAGUCAAUGGUAGAUCAACAUAAUUUACGCUCGGCCCUUAACAAGGAGCAACGAUCUGUUAAGAUGCUUGAGAAUCAAAAAAAUAAGCUAAUAAAUGAGAAUGUUUCGGGACAAGUGGUACUGAUCACCGGCGGUGGAGGAGGAGUAGGACGCUUACUUUCAUUGAACUUUGCUAAACAGAAUGCUCGUGUAGUCAUAUGGGACAUCAAUCAGGAAGCCAUCAAAACUACCAUGGAUUUGCUCUCCCGAAAUGGGUAUACGUGCAAAGGAUAUGUCGUUGAUAUAUCGGAUCGCGAGCAAGUUUAUGAGCGAGCAGCACAAACAAUCAACGAAAUCGGCAAUAUUGAUAUAUUAUGCAAUAAUGCUGGUGUCGUAUGCUGCCGACCGUUCUGGGACCUACCCGAUCGCGUUAUACAGAAUACAUAUAACAUUAACAUAAUUUCCCACUAUUGGACAGUGAAAGCUUUUUUACCGCAGAUGAUGCAAAAUAACAGGGGUCACAUAGUGACUGUGGGUUCGGUAACUGGCAUGUUAGGCACUUACGGUUGCAGUGACUAUAGUGCAACAAAAUUUGCCUGCGUUGGAUUUCAUGAAAGCCUCCUAACCGAUCUAAAAACACAUGGAUAUGAUGGUAUACACAUGACAUUGAUUUGUCCUUAUUAUAUCAACACGGGUAUGUUCUCGGGUGUACAACCACGAAUGUUUCCUAUGUUGGAACCACAGUAUGUUGCUGACCGCAUACUUGAGGCAAUUCGAAAAAACGAAGUAUGGUGUGUGCUGCCCAAUACUAUACGGACACUCACACCUCUAAAAUGUCUAUUACCCGCGAAAGUAUGCUGGGAAUUAAUGUCAAGAGUUAUCCGUGGUCCCGAAUCGAUGAUGAUGUUUCAAGGGCGUGGCAGAGUUCCCGCAGGAUAAUUUAGAAUGCAAAAUUUUACAAUUGUUUGCAAUGACUAAGAGAUGGUCAUGUUCACUUUAGUUUAAUUUAAUACUCAACACGUAAAUAUUUGUUUUAUUUACUUAAUUAUAAUAUUGUCUAAAUUAUGCCGAAAUAUAAAUAUAUAUUAUUAUUGAAACAUUCUUCAGCUA